AAUUUCUCCAAAAAAUUGCAAUAUUUUCAGCUUUGAACAUUUGGUUGUGCUAAACUUUGAGUUUUUUUCUGCUCCGCAGCUCUCCUGAAUCUCAGAACUCAUAAGCUGCGAUCGUAUUCAUUAUACGUCAGUUCUACUUUGAAGGUAAACAUCUGGAAUAAGCUGUUGUUUGUUUCAACACAUUAAGUUGUGAUCCAAUGUUAUCACAUAAGGCUGUCAGGAAAUUUUCGAGGUUGAGAUUUGGUGCUUGCAGUGUGUUUGGUAAUGAUAUUCUAGGCAGUGUUCCUGAAAUGGAACUCCAAAAUUUCAAGGGUGAACAAGGGAAGCGGUUCUCUUUGAGUAAAAUGGACAGGGAGGAAGACAAUGGAAGAGUAUAUCUAUGGCAAAGGCCAACAAAUAGAGUUUCACGUAAUCCUGCCUUAACCCGAGAAACUAGUGUUACUGGAACCACACAUAAUGCUUUUCAUAUGUUGCGUCAUUGUUAUAGCACCCAACUGAAUCCACGAAAUGGUGUGGGCUUAAAUAAGGUAUUGGGAUCUUUGCCUGAAUUUGUGAGGAUAGUAGAAGUAGGUCCAAGAGAUGGGUUGCAAAAUGAGAAGGAGAUCAUAUCUACAAGUGUGAAAGUUGAACUAAUACAAAUGCUUGUUUCUGCGGGGCUGGAAGUCGUCGAAGCUACUAGUUUCGUGUCACCGAAGUGGGUACCACAGCUUGCUGAUGCAAAGGAUGUAAUUCAAGCAAUUCAAAACAUUGCAGGUGUGCGAUUUCCAGUUUUGACACCAAAUCUGAAAGGUCUUGAGGCUGCUGUGUCGAGUGGGGCCAAGGAAGUUGCAGUAUUUGCUGCAGCUUCUGAGUCCUUUUCUCGGUCAAACAUAAAUUGUAGCAUUGAAGAGAGUCUCACCCGUUAUCGUGAUGUUGCUCUUGCUGCUAAAAAUCAUUCCAUUCCUGUUCGUGGAUAUAUAUCAUGUGUUGUAGGCUGUCCAGUGGAAGGAGCAGUACCUCCUUCAAAAGUGGCAUAUGUUGCUAAGGAACUUCUUAAUAUGGGCUGCUUUGAAAUUUCUCUCGGUGAUACAAUUGGGGUUGGUACUCCAGGUACAGUCAUUCCCAUGCUUGAAGCCGUCAGCGAAGUUGUUCCCAUGGAGAAGCUUGCUGUCCAUUUUCACGACACUUAUGGCCAAGCUCUGUCUAACAUUCUUGUGUCAUUACAGAUGGGAAUCAGCACAGUGGAUUCCUCUGUAUCCGGACUUGGAGGUUGUCCAUAUGCCAAAGGUGCAUCAGGGAACGUUGCGACUGAAGAUGUCGUAUAUAUGCUGAAUGGACUCGGAGUGAGGACAAACGUUGAUCUCCAAAAGCUCAUGCUGGCAGGGGACUUCAUCUGCAAGCAUUUGGGCCGGCCUUUGGGUUCCAAGACUGCAAUUGCCCUGACCAGACGCACAGCUCAUACUUCCAAACUUUAAAAGUGACAGGAAAGAUGGAACAAAAUACAAACCCAAUGGAAGAAGAUUGAGUUACCAUGAACUGCUAAGCAGAAGGUAAUUUUGUGCUUUUUUGGUCAUUGUAUUUUGUGGGCUUCAGUGUCGGAGUCCUGCUAACAGACAGGUCACAUGGACUGGGAGUUUUCUUGAGAUAGAAUUUGUGUGUCAGCUCUCCUUCAAGACUCUGUGCAUCACAAUAAAUUGAUGAAAUAAUAUAUUCAACUUGGUCUGUUCAGGACCAAACAUCAGUUCCAUUGAGCAUAUAAUAUAUAAAAAUAUUAAGGUACAA
Molecule: messenger RNA, 1761 nt
Organism: Ipomoea triloba (trilobed morning glory)
Lineage: Eukaryota; Viridiplantae; Streptophyta; Magnoliopsida; Solanales; Convolvulaceae
Product: hydroxymethylglutaryl-CoA lyase, mitochondrial-like
Exons: 10
Coding region: 198-1454 (418 amino acids)
Biological process (GO): L-leucine catabolic process; ketone body biosynthetic process
Molecular function (GO): hydroxymethylglutaryl-CoA lyase activity
Source: RefSeq, a predicted model, not a curated record